AUGUACGGGGGCCGAUGGAGGAUUGUGCUGAGGCAUGAACUGUAUCCGCCGGCCCUUCGUUCCCAGUCCCUACAUCGCUCUUGGUCCUGCUCUACUCGACUGGCUGCAAAAAGAAGUCGACUUCCCACAUACGCAAAACGGGCUACACUAAAGACUCCCGACCCAACACUCGAGAGCGUACUCAGAUCGGAGGUGAAGAAAUUGAAAUCGGACCUGAAAUCGAGAUCGGAAAAGCAUGACUCCUACUAUAUUUCGCCCGACCUGGUCAGUGCAUUGCACGGCUUGGGCUUCUUUUCGAUCGAGACUGUGGUGCAAGUGCUGAGGUAUCUCUGUGGGGAGCUGAAAAAGCUUCCUCUUGCCAAUGCCUUGAUCUCUGCCACUACACAACAGAGAUUUCUUCAGGUAUCAGAGGAAGUGCUGGGCACCGAUGAAGCAGCCUUAAUGCGCGAUCCACAGAUUCUCCGCAAGGCAUUCCAUUCACUAGGUCAGAAUGACUUUCACAAGCAGAACCGCAAGGGCAAUGACGGCUGUGAUGCCUUGCGUAUGGCGUUCUUUGCAGGAGAGACUGAAGCAGGCGUGGAUGCAGCAGCAGCAGAGAUCGCUUUAGGGGCUUCCUUGAGUCAGCACGAGGCUCGUCUGUCACCACGAAUUUUCGACUAUGUCAAAGCCAAGGCGUUCGAAAGGAACGAUUGGCUUGCAAUAUUACUCUACUUGGAUGAAAUGUCGAGGAAGACAGGCACCGAAGCAACAGCAAGAGAGAGUUAUCAGCUUGCCAAAGACUUAGUCGCCAUAGUCGAACCGAGCAAAUACCUUCGAACGCAGAACUCGUCUCUCUUACAACCUCGCAACCUGCCAUGGAGGGUUCUUCAUGAUGCGGCCGAGUCCUAUUUGUCUUACCUUGGUGAAGGUGCCGAAUAUGAUCAGGUGCAGUCGGAUCUUGAAAAUGCCAUUCGGGAUGGACUUUUCAAAUACUCCGAUGUUUCAGCGGUUCCCUUCGCAUUGCGUCAACCAGGGGUGACGGAAAAACAUUCCAAGGAGUGGAUUGAGCUCGCGACGCAAUCUGCUAGCGUUGGCGAUGCGGAUUCGUCCCUGCAACUAGCAUUCUACUAUCUCUCUAAAGACGGAUGGCGUCCUCCAGAGCCCAACAAGAAACCUGGAGAAUGGACCGGCAUUGAGUGGCUCGGUGUCAGUGCCGCUCUGUCUGCUCCCGAAACGGGGCCCAUGGUCGCAAAGUAUCUCGGAUUGGCCCACCUGUUGCGCGAACACGGGUACGCGGACGAAGGCAUGUCGUGGAUUGACUUUGCAAAGGAGAGUAUGGGCGAGGCGGGGCUCGAUCCUGACAACACAUGGAACAACUAUCUCAGCGAAUUCCAGCUAGCGUGGAAAGACACGGACGAGUCCGAAUCCCUGAAGAAGUACGAAAAGUCCAGUGAAGAGUUUCUCGGGCAGCUGGAGUGA
Fonsecaea monophora is the source of this 1458-nucleotide messenger RNA. RefSeq lists its product as hypothetical. Lineage: Eukaryota; Fungi; Ascomycota; Eurotiomycetes; Chaetothyriales; Herpotrichiellaceae. The record is from RefSeq and is a predicted model, not a curated record. The coding region runs from base 1 to 1458 and encodes 485 amino acids. The transcript has 2 exons.